UACGCAUUUGGUGAGGAGGGCGACGGAUCUAAGCACGUGGAAAUCUCGCAAUGGUCCAACGACAUGGCUGACAACAUGAUGUCUCUUCAUGAGGAGCUAGAGGCUUUUGGCGAGACUAUGCCGGAGCCAACGCGUAAGACGCGGACUCCAAAGGACGGUAAAGGCGAUUCUGCAAGUGGUACUCGCUCUCGUUUGACUCGCAUUAAGGACGCCGCGUCGGAGGACUCCAACGAUGAAUAG
Molecule: messenger RNA, 240 nt
Organism: Dibothriocephalus latus
Lineage: Eukaryota; Metazoa; Platyhelminthes; Cestoda; Diphyllobothriidea; Diphyllobothriidae
Source: the annotation of a GenBank genome assembly